AUGGCGGGAAGGGGUGAAGACAUCUUAAACCAGAGGAACGAUUCUCUAGUUGUGGAGUUUCAGUCAUCAGCCAGCAGAUGCAGGAGUGUCUAUGAGCCAGAUAGGAAUGCGUUACGGAGGAAAGAACGGGAAAGAAGAAACCAGGAGACUCAACAGGAUGGUGGCGCGUUCAACUCCAGCUACUCCCUCUUCAGUGAGCCCUACAAGACUAACAAGGGGGAUGAGCUCUCCAACCGGAUCCAGAAUACGUUAGGCAAUUAUGAUGAAAUGAAAGACUUUUUAACUGAUAGAUCCAAUCAGAGUCAUCUUGUUGGCGUCCCCAAACCAGGGGUUCCUCAGACUCCUGUGAACAAGAUCGAUGAACAUUUUGUUGCAGAUUCAAGAGCCCAGCCCCAGCCCCCAUCUGUCUGUAGCACUGCAUCCUCCACACCAGCAGCCGGCCCCGGGCAGCAGAAUAAGAGAGGCACUGUGGGCUGGCAGAAGGCUGGGCACCCGCCGUCUGAUGGCCAGCAGAGAACAGCACCACAGGGCUCUCUCAGGACCUUGCUUGGAGAUGGUGUUGGCAGACAGCAGCCCCGGGCCAAGCAAGUGUGCAAUGUAGAGGUGGGGCUUCCGACCCAGGAAAGGCCACCUACAAUGGCCACGAAGCACGGCAGCGGUGGACACUGUGUUCAGAACUUUCCUCCAUCCCUGGCUUCAAAGCCCAGCCUGGUCCAGCAGAAACCAACUGCAUAUGUGCGGCCGAUGGAUGGCCAGGAUCAAGCUCCUGAUGAGUCUCCCAAGCUGAAGUCGUCCACGGAAGCUGGUGUGCACUAUGCGUCCUACAGGGGAGUCCCAGCUGGCAAGCCAGAGUCGGCCAGGGCCAAGGCCAAGCUUUCCAAGUUUAGCAUCCCGAAGCAAGGAGAGGAGAGUAGAUCUGGAGAAAGCAACAGCUGUGUGGAAGAAAUAAUCCGGGAGAUGACCUGGCUUCCACCACUAUCUGCUGUUCAAGCACCCACCAAAGUGGAACCGAGCAAAUUUCCAUUUCCCAAUAAGGACUCUCAGCUGGUAUCCUCCGGACACAAUAACCCAAAGAAAGGUGAUGCUGAGCCGGAGAGUCCAGACAAUGCCACAUCGAAUACGUCAAUGCUAGAAGAUGACCUUAAGCUAAGCAGCGAUGAAGACGAGAGUGAACAGCAGGCCGCCCAGAGAACAGCUCUCCGAACGCUAUCUGACAGCACCGUGGUCCAGCAGACCAACUGCAGGAGUUCCGUGCCGUCCAGCAAGGGCAGCAGCAGCGGCAGCAGCAGCAGCAGUAGCAGCUCUUCCAGCGACUCAGAGAGCAGCUCGGGAUCCGACUCAGAGACUGAGAGCAGCUCCAGCGAGAGCGAGGGCAGCAAGCCACCCCACUACUCCAGCCCCGAGGCCGAACCGGCAUCCUCCAACAAGUGGCAGCUGGACAAAUGGCUCAACAAAGUCAACCCGCACAAGCCGCCGCUGCUGACCCCGAGUGACGGCCCCGCGCCCGAGGGCGCGCAGUACUCCCCGGCGGGGAAGGAGGACGCGCAGGACGGCGCCAAGCUGCCCGACGCCUGCCCGGCCGAGGCCGGGGCCGCGGGCGCGCGCGCCGCCGUGGGCUCCAUCAACGCCAGGACCACCAGCGACAUCGCCAAGGAGCUGGAGGAGCAGUUCUACACGCUGGUCCCCUUCGGCCGCAACGAACUCCUGUCGCCGCUCAAAGACAGCGACGAGGUCAGGGCCCUCUGGGUCAAAAUCGACCUGACGCUGCUCUCCAGGGUCCCAGAGCACCUGCCCCAGGAGCCCGGGGUCCCGAGCGCUGCGGCCGCCAAGGACCCUGAGGGGGCGCCGCCCAGCCACGCGCGCGACGCCACGCCCGAAAAGGCGCUGCCCAAGUCCAAGAGGAAACGCAAGUGUGACAACGAAGAUGACUACCGGGAGAUGAAGAAGGCCCAGGGAGAGAAAGAAAGCUCUUCGAGGCUGGCCGCCUCCUCCAACAAUACCUCGUCUGCCAACCACUGCAACAUGAACAUCAACAGCUUGGCAAUACCAGUAAAUAAAAAUGAAAAAAUGCUCCGGUCACCCAUCUCUCCCCUCUCUGAUGCGUCCAAACACAAAUAUUCCAGCGAGGACUUGACCUCUUCCAGCCGACCUCAUGGCAACGGUGUGUUCACUUCCUCCUCUUCCAACAAAAAGCCGAAGGCCGACAGCCAGCUGCAGUCGCACGCCGGAGACCUCUCGAAAACAGCUCACAGCAACUCCGAAAAUGGUGUCCUCCACAGCAAGUCGCGGCCACAAACAGAGCCCUGGUCACCAGGCUCCAAUGGCCACAGGGACUGCAAGAGGCAGAAACUGGUCUUCGAUGAUAUGCCUCGAAGCGCAGAUUAUUUUAUGCAGGAAGCUAAACGAAUGAAGCAUAAAGCAGAUGCAAUGGUGGAGAAGUUCGGAAAGGCUUUGAACUACGCCGAGGCCGCCUUGUCGUUUAUCGAGUGUGGAAAUGCCAUGGAACAAGGCCCGAUGGAGUCCAAAUCUCCCUACACCAUGUACUCAGAGACCGUGGAGCUCAUCAGGUAUGCUAUGAGACUAAAAACCCACUCCGGCCCCAAUGCCACACCAGAGGACAAACAGCUAGCUGCAUUAUGUUACCGAUGCCUGGCUCUCCUGUACUGGCGGAUGUUCCGGCUGAAAAGGGACCACGCCGUAAAGUACUCCAAAGCACUUAUCGACUAUUUCAAGAAUUCGUCCAAGGCUGCCCAGGCCCCAUCCCCCUGGGGGGCCAGUGGAAAGAGCACUGGAACCCCAUCCCCCAUGUCUCCCAACCCCUCUCCCACCAGCUCCGUGGGGUCUCAGGGCAGCCUGUCCAGUGCCAACGCCCUGUCCCCGUCCACCAUCGUCAGCAUCCCGCAGCGCAUCCACCAGAUGGCGGCCAACCACGUCAGCAUCACCAACAGCAUUCUCCACAGCUACGACUACUGGGAGAUGGCCGACAACCUGGCCAAGGAAAACAGAGAAUUCUUCAACGACCUGGAUUUGCUCAUGGGGCCUGUCACCCUGCACAGCAGCAUGGAGCACCUGGUCCAGUACUCCCAGCAGGGCCUGCACUGGCUGCGGAACAGCGCCCACCUGCCGUAGGGACCUCACCCUCGAGCCAGCUGUGCUCUCAUCUCCACGGACCGCUCCAAGUUUCUGGACACUGUGCUACUGAACUCCCCAGCCACAGCAUUUAUCAGACUGCAGUGAACAUUUCCUCGGCAUCGAACAGUGACCUUUUCCCAGGGCAUGUGUGUUUGUACGUGUGGAUAUAUACAAAGCUGCCUGCGUGCGUGUGUGUGUGUGUGUGUGUGUGUGUGUGUGUAAGAUACACAGCUCUUUGGCACACAUUUGUCUACUUUCCAUAGCCCCAGGCUAGACAAAGUGAUCAGAGAUUCCUGAUUAGAGGAAAUACACACAUAUACACACAUUCACAGGCACAUACUUUCUAUCCAGUGCUAAACCAUGACUUCUUAGAAAAAUUCAACCAAAAUCUCUUAGGUUAGUUAUCCAGGUGCAAUACAGCACACCAAAAGCUUAACUGCCAGUUAAGGUGAACCUAGCUCUUAUAUUAUUGAUUACUUUCAGUAUUAAUAUGCUAUUCCCUCAUUAUUUUUGAUCAGUGUGUAUUAAUGGAUAAUUGAAUCAUGAAGGCAAGUCACUUAUUUUUGUGCCAGAACUUUAUUAGAUUGCAUGUUACCAAAUACCCUGCCCUUCCUCUUACGCUGUCCCCUCCAUCCGUUAUUAUCAGUUAGAUACAUUCCAAGCAAAUGGUUUGAUUCCCACAAGCCCUCCUUGCCCCACCCCCAAAUUGUAUGAAAAUGGCACCAGGAUUUGGUGAAAACUCAAUGUCCUUGAAAUGUAACACACACGAAAGCGUCGAUGACAGUUGUUUCAGAGCUCAGUUAGGAAUCGACGUCUGUACCCAUGACAGGUCCCCCAAGGCCAAGCGUUUCCUCCUCUUGCCACUGUGACCCAAUGGCUGUAGAGCCACGUGGCUUUUGUCAGCCAAUAUGUUUCAAGUCUUUUUCUCUCCAUGGUAGAUUUCAUACAAACUUCCUUCAUGGCCAAAGGAGGACAUUACCUAGAAUGUCUCUUUGCUAGGAGCCCAGCUGUUGCUUCUCAGGCUGGGAGCUAUUUGUGAUCAAAAUGCUGUCCGAUUUUCACACUUCACACAGAAUGUGCCUCUGCAGGCCUUUGGGGUGUUACAAUUUGGGGGAUGAUUUUCAGGCUUUGAUUAAUAAGCUGCUUACAGUGCAGGGAAAGUUGUUACUGCAAGAAUCGCUGUUCUCUCUGCAGUAGCAAGGACCAGAACAUCUUGCUUAUAUCUUGCGCAUCUGGUAUGUUUACAUCUUACCACGGUUCUUUUUCUUUCCUUUUUUUUUUUAAGUUUACAUUUUAGUUCUUGAUCUCUUGUUUACAAUGUUUGUCUGAACAUUAUUUUAUGGCCUAGAGUUAGUCUUCUUGUUAAAUAUAUUUGGAUAUGAAAUAUUGGUAAAAAGAAAACUCUUCCUGAGAAGAGAAGUUGUAUCUUGCCAUACUUUGAAAACGUAAAAAAUAAUAUCUUUGAGUUACUUGACAGAAUUGUACUGGAUCGGUCUAAGAGACAGGUGAGGCAGUCCCUGAAGUGAGCCCUUGUUCAAGAUGAUGGUGGCACAGAAUAUGUUCAGUAGAUGCUAAAAUAUAUCUUCACUGAUCUUCUGGGACAUUGGUUGCAAUGUUAACAUUUUUGUCAGCCUGACGCACAGGUGGGAAAUAAGACUGCUGUAAUUCCCGAGUUCGCUGCAUUGCUUCAAAAAUAUGCAAAAGAUUGAACAACUUUGGUGCUUUGAAAUUAGUUGACAAGGAGCAAGUGAAAUUUGCAUUCGGCUUUGACCUUCAGGUACUUGCAUAUAUUAAAAAUACAAGCUGAGUAUCCCUUAUGCAAAAUACUUGGGACCAGAAGUGUUUUAGAUUUCACAUUUUAGAAUAAUCACAUGUACAUAAUGAGAUAUCCUGGGGUUGAGACCAAAGCAUAACCGUGAAGUUCAUUUAUGUUUCAAAUACGCUUUUCUACACAUCAUCUAAGGCAGUGGUGGUGAACCUAGGGCACAAGUGCUGCAGCCAGCUGUUUGUUAUUGAAAGCUCUAAAAGGUUCGCCAUCACUGGUCUAAGGUAAUUAAUCUUAUACAGUACUUUUAGUGCACCAGUAUUUUAACUGUGAGAGUCACAUGCAGUCAGGGAUAGAAUUUGCCACUUACAGAGUCAUACUGAUGUUCAAAAGGUUUUAGAUCAUGGAGCAUUUUGGACUUUGUAUUUUUAGAUUAGGGAUGCUCAGCCUGUAUUUCCAUUUCCUGUUUAUCCAUGUGACUUGCUUCUUCCAUCCCUUUCACUAAUUGUUGGCAGACUUCAAGAUCCCAUCCUAUGCUAGGGUUGUGAAUCUAACAAGUCAUUUUGAACUUUUCUUUUUUCUGCAGGACUGAGGUUUUGCUCCACUUACUGGUGAAUUCUGAUGCAAAGUUCAAACUGUCACAGAAAGCGAUGACCCUUGGGGUCUGCCAUGCUUUGCCAGGGAGCUUUCCUCUUCCUGCCCAUCUUUAAAGUUGCAAGCCUUAUAGAGCACCCAGGGAAACCCCAUCUAACUGUGCACAUGGCCUCUGGCUACUUGUGGUGGCAUUGUUUUAUUAACAUGAUGACCACCUGUGUUUCCCAACAAAACCUCUAGAAGCUGGUCAUUUUGAGGGAUGGUCAGAGCAUGCAGGUCCUAUCAGUGCCUCCCGUUCAUCUGUACAGCAUGUCAGGGCAGCAGUUUCUGUUUGGUGUAAUGAUUUUGGUAAGGAAUCAUCUUCUGAUUGUUGCUUGUGAAAGUGAUUCAUAAUUUGUUCCUUUUUUUUUAAAUUUGGUUCCACAUGGAAACAUCUUUCUUAUGUUUGCAGAUUAUAAUAGUGAUACCUGUUCAUUGUAAAAAUUCAAAAGUAGAAAGUGCAAGUCUGAAUGUCAGAAACAACCACAGCUCACAGUUUGAUGUACCUUCCAGAGGGUCUUGCAUUUAAACAUGUAACAUUUAUGACCACUUCUUUGUAUUGGAAGACAUAUUCUUUCCUCAGAAGUGUAACACAAGUUCAACUGACCUUAUCUGUCGUGACCUGAAUGGAAACCACCCUUUAUCACUUGGCUAGAAUUAUCUUUGAAAGAAAGUAGCUCAAAUAUAUUCCUGAUCAGACUUUGGCAUCAGUUACGACUCUAUGCAGAUCAAACUCAUGUGCAGAAUUGUUCCUGGAGAGAGGUCUGGUUGAAACAGGUACUUCUGGAAACUUUCAAAUUGCAAAUGGAAACUCGGACCCACUAUCUAAAGAGGAAUGUACAGGAAAAGUAAUCUAAAGAGUUAACAAAUUAUGUACUAGAUUGAACCGUGGAAUGCAAUGCAAUGAGACUUUCUGCACUAAAGCUUACCCUACUAUGUACAACAAUGAUGUGUGUAUUAUAGAACAGUGAUGUGUACAUUUCUGACACCCCAUACAUGAUAUACACAGUUUGUAUAAAUGCAUACAUUUAAAAAUAUAUAUGUACAAUACAGCUAACAUAAACUGUGGUACACGUGACGGAUAUUACUAGUGCCUAAUAUGGAGUAUAAGUCACUGCGUGCUCACAUCACCUUGGAAGUGCAGUCAUUGUUAUAAAAUUAAUCAGUGCAGCCAACAUUAUUUAUGAAACACAUCUUUGAAACUGUGCAGUAGCAUAUACAUAUAUAUUUUUAAAUAACAUUUUUCACAGUUUUCCAGAGUUACUGUUGAAAUCUGUAUCACCAAAAAAAAGAAAGAUUUUUUUAAUGAUGUAGACACUCUUCAGACCCAGUUAUCUGCGUGUGAUUUCCUGUUUGUAGAUACCCGAGAGACUUCAGCGGUCAACAGCCUUAACGCAUGUACAGGAUAUUAUUGUGACUUAAUUUAUCUGCAGUUUUUAAUCCAUGUGAAAUUGGAAUUUAUAAACGGACUUGGAUUAAAUAUGUCUGCCUUUCUAAGGUUGCAAGCGUUACAUUAAAUGAUCUAUGUUGUACAUGAGAGAAAUCAAGUUGUAUGUUAAAAAAA
Messenger RNA from Chinchilla lanigera (long-tailed chinchilla), 7094 nucleotides. RefSeq names its product AF4/FMR2 family, member 3 (gene Aff3). Gene Ontology annotation, cellular component: nucleus; super elongation complex. Gene Ontology annotation, biological process: regulation of gene expression. The coding region runs from base 1 to 3129 and encodes 1042 amino acids. The record is from RefSeq and is a predicted model, not a curated record. Lineage: Eukaryota; Metazoa; Chordata; Mammalia; Rodentia; Chinchillidae. The transcript has 24 exons.